AUGCCUGCUCUUCGGCCUAGUUCCGUCCCAUCCCGAGUCGUCUCGCUGACCCGCCUGCCCCUUCCACGGCCUCUUCAUCCGCCGCCCGCCUCCCGGCUGCUCUCGACGUUUUCUAUCCGCGCUCCCCCUCCUUUGCCUCGCAAUUCUUCUACUGCCGCCCCGCGCUCCAGUAUCCCUCUUCGUUCUCCCACAACACACGUCUCAUCUUUGCUCUAUGACAAGGUCACCGUUGACGCUGCUGAAGCCAUCAAGAAGUAUGGCGUUGGUGUCAAGUGCGCCACCAUCACCCCUGACGAACAACGUGUCGAGGAGUUCAAGUUGAAGAAGAGUUUUCAGCCUUUUCGUCCGACGAAGCGUACCAGGCCGCUAACAUUCAGUAGGGGCGGCACUGUUUUCCGCGAGCCCAUUGUCAUCCCCCGCAUCCCUCGGCUUGUCCCUGGCUGGAAGAAGCCAAUCAUCAUCGGCAGACAUGCUUUCGGCGACCAGUACCGUGCGACCGACCGUCUGAUCCCUGGCCCCGGAAAGAUGGAGCUGGUAUACACCCCCACAAACGGCGAGCCUGAGCGCAUCACCGUCUACGACUUCCAGGGAGCUGGUAUUGCUCAGGUCCAAUACAACACCGACGACUCCAUCCGAGGAUUCGCCCACGCCAGCUUCAAAUUGGCCCUUCUGAAGGGUCUGCCCAUGUACAUGAGCACCAAGAACACCAUCUUGAAGAAGUACGAUGGCCGAUUCAAGGAUAUCUUCCAGGAGAUCUACGAAGCCGAGUAUAAGAAGGAUUUCGACGCCAAAGGUAUCUGGUAUGAGCACCGUUUGAUCGACGACAUGGUUGCACAGAUGAUCAAGGGUGACGGAGGCUGCGUCAUUGCCAUGAAGAACUACGAUGGCGACGUCCAAUCCGACAUUGUCGCCCAAGGUUUCGGUUCCCUUGGCUUGAUGACUUCCACUCUCACCACUCCCGACGGCUCUGCUUUCGAAUCCGAAGCCGCCCACGGUACCGUCACCCGCCAUUACCGCGAACACCAGAAGGGCCGCGAGACCUCCACCAACCCCAUCGCUUCCAUCUUCGCCUGGACCCGUGGUCUUAUCCGCCGUGGCCAGCUCGACGACACUGCCGACGUCGUCACCUUCGCCGAACAGCUCGAGCGCGCCUGUAUUGAGGUAGUCGAUGAGGAGGGCAUCAUGACCAAGGACUUGGCCUUGUCCUGCGGCAAGAAGGAGAGAGAAGCCUGGGUCACUACCCGCGAGUAUCUCGAUGCUGUUGAGCGACGACUUCGUAGCAACUUGGCGAAUGCCAAGCUCUAA
Molecule: messenger RNA, 1305 nt
Organism: Uncinocarpus reesii 1704
Lineage: Eukaryota; Fungi; Ascomycota; Eurotiomycetes; Onygenales; Onygenaceae
Product: isocitrate dehydrogenase
Exons: 4
Coding region: 1-1305 (434 amino acids)
Biological process (GO): isocitrate metabolic process
Cellular component (GO): mitochondrion
Molecular function (GO): isocitrate dehydrogenase (NADP+) activity; NAD binding; magnesium ion binding
Source: RefSeq, a predicted model, not a curated record